AGUUUAUGCACAAGUUAGGCUGUGUCCCCAGUAAGCAAACUGUCAGCGGCCGACUGAGUGAGCCGCAAAUUUGCAGCGAACUGAAAUUUGAGUUAGCUGCAGACUCAAAUCAAUUUUCGUGCGUCGCAAGCAAACUUGAGAGAGUUAGCCGCUUAUUUAGCCGACCGACUUAAUUAUCACUUUACUUUUGUUGUACGAAGGGAGUGGUUGUGUUGGUCACGAUGGAUAUUUUUGAAGUAAUUGGUAUCUUAGAAGCGCUGAAAGAGGAUAAAAGGAAGCACUGGGUUCACCCAUUAUUCAAGAAAAGGUUGAGCAUUGGACAAUUUCACACUCUUUAUCCAGAACUAAGGAAACAUCCAGAAAAAUUUUACGACUAUUUCAAUAUGACUUCUCAUACAUUUGAUGAAUUGCUUAAAUCUAUAACCCAGUACAUAGCUAAAAAUAAUAUCACAAGAGAUACAUUAUGUCCCGAAGAACGGCUUACUAUAACUUUGAGAUUCUUGUCAAGUGGACUAAGUUACAGAAAAAUUGCACAAGAGUUUCUUGUUGGAAAAUCGACGGUAUCGAAAAUAAUAAGUGAAACUGCAUGCAUUAUAUGGGAUAUUUUACAGCCACAGGAAAUGCCGGAACCUUCUGAAGAAUUGUGGCUAGAAAUAGCAAAACGAUAUUAUAAAAAAACCAACUAUCCUAAUUGUAUAGGAUCUAUCGAUGGCAAGCAUAUCCGUAUUAGAAAACCACCAAAAAGUGGGUCUAACUAUUUUAAUUAUAAGAAGUUCUUCUCAAUUGUUCUGUUAGCCGUAGCAGAUGCAAACUGUUCUUUUAUAGCUAUUGAUGUAGGUGCUUGCGGACGAAAUGCUGACAGUAAUAUAUUUAAAGAAAGUGGUUUUGGCAAAAAAUUGGCGUGUGGGUCUCUGAAGAUUCCUAACUCAACUAAAUUGCCUAAUUCAAAUGGAUUGCCCCAACCUUUCGUGUUUCUUGGAGAUGAGGCAUUUGGAUUACAAAAGCAUAUCUUGAGGCCUUUUCCUAAUAAAAGUUUAAAUAAGGAAGAGCGAAUUUACAAUUAUCGUCAUAGUCGAGCUAGGAGAUGCGUGGAAUGUGCAUUCGGCAUCCUAACAAGCAAAUGGAGAGUUCUGCAUACACCGAUCGCUACUAAUGUGAAUACAACCAUCGCUAUCGUAAAAGCCGUUUGUAUUUUACAUAAUUUUGUCAUAGCAAGAGAACAAGCACAAUAUGCACAUAUUUCGCGACGUACCUCAACAACUCUUACAAGUUCAAGGAGCCAAAUUAUUACUGUAUCAAAUUCUGGAAAAACAACAAGAGAAAACUUUAAAAACUAUUUUCUUAACGAAGGAAAGCUAUCCUGGCAAGAGAAAUAUUUGUAAGUUGUAGCUACAGGAAGAAAUAGUGUAACGGAGUGUGUAAAGCCGUAAAUACUAUGUAAAUUAUGAUACUUUGUUUUAUGUAGUGAGUGAUACAAGUAUAUUGUUGAAUAAAUAAUAAAUUCAUUAGAAUGGAA
Molecule: messenger RNA, 1516 nt
Organism: Bicyclus anynana (squinting bush brown)
Lineage: Eukaryota; Metazoa; Arthropoda; Insecta; Lepidoptera; Nymphalidae
Exons: 2
Coding region: 222-1382 (386 amino acids)
Source: RefSeq, a predicted model, not a curated record